UUGAUUGUUUUGGAAUUUCUUGCAUUUAGAGCUUUGCUGCAGUAGUCGCCUAGCGCGAACCGGUUUGAUUUAAAAAUAAACACAGCAACACAAAUAUUUCUUUGCGAUGAUUUAAUGUAAGGAUUAUUGGUUGCGAAUAACUUUGUUGUUAUUUUAAAACUCUUUUUGGAUAAGGAAAAGUUUUAAAAAUUUUAAGAAACAAGUUUUGAAGAUUACUUGUGCUAUCAAGAAGGAAAGAAUAUUAUUUUAGUGUCUUUAUUAUUUAAAUAAAUAUGUGGGUAAAGCGGCUGAUAGUAUUAAAUAUAAUAUUGAUUCAUCUAGCGAUAUCGGAAGAUGUUGGUGAGCGAUGUAUGACAAAUGACCAAGCAUUGGAAGGCACUUGCUCUUUGCUUUCCAAGUGUGAAGCUGCUGUUAUAGCAAUAAGGAAUAAAAAGUUUCAUCAGUUUGAAAGAUGUGGCUUCAGUGGAUUUGAGGAAGUUGUGUGUUGCCCUGAAACUUCUAAUAAAUUUGGUGGAAACAUCGAGUCCAAAUCAAAAGGACAAAGGAUUGCAGAAAGAGAAUGUCAGAAAAUAUUAGCCUCAAGCAUACCUGCCUUAGACUUACAUAUAUUGGGUGGAGAAACAGCAUCGCUCGGGGAAUUUCCUCAUAUGGUCGCUCUUGGAUACGAUCGAGGUGACGGCUACGAGUUUGAUUGCGGCGGUUCGGUCUUGUCACACACUUACGUCCUAAGCGCAGCGCAUUGUAUAGAUACUUUAGACAGGAUACAACCUACAGUGAUACGUGGCGGCGUCGUGGAGAUAGGUGGCAAGACCUUCAAUCCUGAAACUGAUGAUAGAAUAGCCCAAAUAAUAAUGAACCCACGGUAUACCAGGCGUGAGAAAUACCAUGAUUUAGCAUUAUUGAGGUUGGAGAGACCUUUGCAAUUCUCAAGCAAUCUCAAUGCAGUAUGUCUUGAAACAAAUGACGAAGAUCCCAAAAUACCGCUUACUAUAACCGGCUGGGGGAAAACUAGUAACACCAGGGACACAAGAAGCAACACGUUACUGAAAGCUAACGUGACUACCGUGGCUCGCGACAAGUGUGGCGAGUCUUACACGAACUGGCGCAAGCUGCCGGACGGGAUUGCCCCCGAACAGAUGUGCGCCGGCGAUCCCGAAGGCAUCCGGGACACCUGCCAGGGUGACUCUGGCGGGCCGCUGCAGAAUACGAACGCAGAUGGCGUGAGCCGCCUGGUGGGCGUGACGUCAUUCGGGCGCGGUUGCGGCUCGCCCGUGCCCGGCGUCUACACGCGCGUCAGUCGUUACCUCGACUGGAUAGAAAGUGUCGUCUGGCCAAAUUAGAUGAUAGAUAAUAAAUAAAGUUUUUAAUUCAC
This is a messenger RNA of Trichoplusia ni (cabbage looper), 1372 nucleotides long. RefSeq names its product serine protease persephone-like. The coding region runs from base 273 to 1340 and encodes 355 amino acids. The transcript has 10 exons. NCBI's taxonomy places the organism in Eukaryota, Metazoa, Arthropoda, Insecta, Lepidoptera, Noctuidae. Gene Ontology annotation, molecular function: serine-type endopeptidase activity. The record is from RefSeq and is a predicted model, not a curated record. Gene Ontology annotation, biological process: proteolysis.